UCAACGUGCAACCCGUGUUUAUCGUGUUGACAGAUCGUCAUCGCGAAACAAGAAUGUCAAGUUGAACUUUGCCAAACAUCGUUGUUCCGAAAAAAAAACUAAUAUUUCUCGCAAAAUCGACAUGGAUUUUACGAAAAUUUGUCGCCUCUGCUUGGAGGAAAAAGCGUCGUUGCGGGAGAUAGUCAGCGAAAAUGACUCGCUGAAGGACAUUUUCAGCCAAAUUCUACAAAUCGAGAUCUAUGAAGACGACCAGCUGCCACAGCAGCUGUGCGAGGAAUGUAUCACCACGGUCACCACACUGGACAAAACGAUCCGAACGUACCGGGAUAACGACGAAAAGUUGCGAAAGCUGCUGUACGAGUCAGGCCAUGUUAUGGUCAAGGAAGAGCUGGCGGAAAUGGAAGCCGAGUAUCUGCUGGAACCGGAAAUAGAGUUGGAGGGAAACGAGCAAAAGGAAGCGGAGGAGGUUGAUCAACUGGAAAGCUCGGAGAAUUCAAAGGAGAAGGUAGACGAUGAUGUAGUUCAGCCUGUAAAGAAAAGAAAAAAGGGCAAGAAAAAGGAUCACUUUCCAGUCAAGCCCAUUAAGGGCGACAUCCGGUGUUACGUUUGCCGGAGUGCCCCGUUUGAUACCCCGGAAGCACUUUUGGUUCAUUUGGUCGAGCAUUCCGGGGAACUUCCGUACACGUGCACACUUUGCGUCCGUAGCACUGUGGUCAUCACUAGCGUCUCUUCGCUUAACGUGCACAAGAGAAUGCACGACAAUCCCACGCCUUGUCCGCACUGCGACAGCCGUUUCUCCAACAAAAGCAGCCUCGAUCUGCACCUCACGAUGAAACACCAAGAUCUGGCCCCGGAUGCAACCCCGUCCAACUGUUCCGAGUGUGGAAAGCUUUUCCUUACCAAGAAAGCUCUGCGAUGGCAUAUGAACACGCACGACCCUCCAACACCUUGCGAGGUGUGUGGAAAAAUUUUCAAAUCUAAAAGACUGCUUGCGCGACACGUUAGCAAAGUGCACGACAAAGCAGAACAAGUUGAAUGCCACAUCUGCCACAAAAAACUAGUCACUUUGACCGCCCUUCGGGCGCACAUUUCUGUUAUGCACUCUACCGAGCAGUUCCAGUGCAAGUACUGUCCAAGACUCUACCCAUCCAAGACCAGCUUGACCUACCACGAGAAGCAGCACGAACUCAAACCGAACUACACCGAAACCAUGUCCAACCACUGGAAACAAUACUACACAGUGGCAGGGGAUGUCAAGACGUGCAACCUAUGCGGUGAAGUGCUAGCAAAUCCCGUCCGCACUCACUACACGACCAAGCAUUUCCCCCAGCCUAAACGGGAGUACCGCUGCGACCAGUGCAGCGCCGUGUUCAAGAAGAAAAAAGAUCUCGAGGUGCACUUGCUGGAGCACACGCACGGAAAGUUUCUCAAAUGUCCGAUCUGCAGCAAAGAAUUUUCCGAAAAGCGCUAUCUGUUGUUGCACAUGAGAACCAAACAGCACAAGGACCACCCGCUGGCGCAGUCGCUGGACUGGAUCGACUCGGAACUGCCGUCGCCGAAGCUCCGCGUGGCCAGGAAGGUAGAUCGCGUCGCUGUCGAGGCGAUCUUACCGAACUACAGACCGCAACCCGGCGUUGAUUCUGGAGGCGCACAACACUUUGUGCCUCCUCAACAUUUUAACCAUCCGCAUUGGCGAGAAAGGCCUAACCCGAACGGGCCACCCCAUCCGUAUCCCAAAUAUCAUCAGCUGUGAGUUGGCACAUACUUUUAUUAAAAAUGCUAAAUAAAGUGACUAAUUCGCAUUUUUC
Messenger RNA from Culex quinquefasciatus (southern house mosquito), 1808 nucleotides. Its product is annotated as zinc finger protein 2. The transcript has 4 exons. The coding region runs from base 122 to 1753 and encodes 543 amino acids. Gene Ontology annotation, biological process: regulation of transcription by RNA polymerase II. Lineage: Eukaryota; Metazoa; Arthropoda; Insecta; Diptera; Culicidae. Gene Ontology annotation, molecular function: DNA-binding transcription factor activity, RNA polymerase II-specific; zinc ion binding; RNA polymerase II cis-regulatory region sequence-specific DNA binding. The record is from RefSeq and is a predicted model, not a curated record. Gene Ontology annotation, cellular component: nucleus.